Symbiodinium sp. CCMP2456 is the source of this 4805-nucleotide messenger RNA. Lineage: Eukaryota; Dinophyceae; Suessiales; Symbiodiniaceae. The record is from the annotation of a GenBank genome assembly.
AUGGACGCCACCGGCGCCGAGAUCAAGGACGUGAUCGAAGCGCCCACGGAGGAAGAAGCGCAGGCGACGAUCCGCCAGAUGGGCUAUUUCGUCACCAAGAUCAACGUCAAGAAGGUCCGUAAGAAGGCCGAGACGGCAAGCGCGAAGAAGAAGAACCGCGGCUUUGUGUUCGGCGGUGUGAAGUCGCGUGAGCUGACCACGUUCACCCGCCAACUCUCGAUCCUCCAGGACGCGGGCCUGCCGAUCGUGCGGAGCUUGCGCAUCCUCGCCGAGCAGGCCAAGCCCGGACGCCUCAAGUACUCGCUCGAAGACACCUGCGAAGAGAUCGAGGGCGGUUCGACGCUCUCCGAGGCGAUGUCCAAGAGCCCCAAGUGCUUCGACCGGCUCUACGUCAACAUGAUCAAGGCGGGCGAGGCGGGCGGCGCCCUGGAGCUCAUUCUCCAGCGUCUGGCCGACUUCAAAGAACGAUCCGAGUCCCUCAAGCGUAAGAUCAAAGGGGCGAUGAUCUACCCGGUGGUGGUCGUCACCGUCGCGGUCGGCAUCUUGACGUUCAUCAUGAUCGCCAUUGUCCCGGCGUUCGAACAGAUUUUCGACGACUUCGGCCUCGAACUCCCCACCGCGACGCUGUUCCUCGUCGCGGUCUCGAACUGGACGGUCAACUACUGGUACCUGAUCCCAGGCAUCCCGGUCUGUAUCUGGCUGUUCAUCAAACUCCUACGAAAAUUCAGACACGGCCGCAUCGGCUGGGACCAGUUCACGCUCAAGGUGCCGAUCUUCGGCCCGCUAGUGGAGCAGAACAUCCUCGCGCGGACGACGCGGACGCUGGGCACCCUGAUCGCCUCGGGCGUGCCGAUCCUCGAGGCGCUCAACAUCACCCGCGACACGGCGGGCAACGCGAUCUUCGAGCGGAUGUAUCAGAAGAUCAGCGACGCCAUCCGUGAGGGCGAAGCGAUCGCCGCCCCGAUGAAGCUGAACUCGGUGCCGGGAUUCCACCCCAUCGCGGCGCUGUUCUGGUUCUGCUUCGUCGGUGGCCCGAUCGGCCUGCUCUUGUACCUCCUCAAGUACAAGCAGCGGAUCGUGGACGACCUCGUGGUGAACAUGGUCGACGUGGGCGAAGAGACCGGCGAGCUCGACACGAUGCUCUACAAGAUCGCCGACGUGUACGACGAGCUCGUCGCCGUGCGCACCGACUCGCUAACGAAGCUGCUCGAACCGCUCUUGGUGAUCUUCCUCGGCGGCGCCGUCGGCUUCAUCGUCAUCGCGCUGUUCAUCCCGCUGGUGAAGCUGAUCGAGGGAACGAAACCAUGCGGAUCCAAGAACGAGAGCGGCCNNCAUUCCGCAUUCCGCAUUCCGCAUUCCGCAUUGGCCUCACGGACCAACACAUCACACCGCCCCGGCUUCACCCUCGUGGAGCUCCUGGUCGUCAUCACGAUCAUCGGCAUCCUCACGGCGCUGUUGCUCGUGGGCGUGCAGCAGGCGCGGAUUGCGGCGCAGCGGGCGGCGAUCACUACCGAGAUCAACCAGAUCGACGCCGCCAUCAAGGACCUCAAAAACUCGUCCGGCAGCUUCCCGCCGAACGCCCAGACCGAUGCGGGCGGCCCGAUCAAUGAAAACACCGUCCUCACCGACUUCAAGCAGUUCAUGCUGAAAGCCUUCCCGCAGCACCGCGAGCACGAGGCGCUGAUCAAGGCCUUAGUAGGCGUGGCAACGACCAGCGAGCAGAACAUCGCCACGAACCUCCCCGGCGGCAUGACCGCGGCCGAGGCGGCCGUGUUCUGGGUCGGUGGAUUCAGCAGCGACCCGAAGUAUCCGAUCACCGGAAGCGGCGGCCCGUCCUACCUGAUCUCGACACUCCCCCCCCCGAUAACGGAUCCGAGCGAAGCCGACCCGAUCGACCAGCGUUCGUGGCAGCUCGGCAUCAAGGUCGAGAACCUCGGUCCGCGCGGCAAUGACGGCUACUUCUCCAAGAAUUACACUCGGUUCAUCGACUACGCCGAUCCACGCGACCCGAGCGGCAAUACCAGGCGCCGCAUCAACAUGUGGGUGCUGACGCCGGGCAACUCGCCCGCGCCAUACGUCUACUUCGACGCCUCGCGUGGCUCUGGCGUCACCGCCGCGAACGACGUCCCGGCGGCCACCGAGCCGGUCAAUCACGCCGGCUCCGAGGGGCUGCAAGAAUUGCUCGACCAGACGAAGCUCGUCUACGCGAUCAAGCAACGCAAAUCGGUGGGCGCGGGUUACGAUUUCGCCAACAAGGGCCAGUUCCAAGUCCUCCACGCCGGCUUCGACCGCGAGUGGUUGUUCAUCGACCCCAAUAGCGGCGCAUCGCUGGCGUUCCCGCAUGUUGUCAACGACGGAACGAUGGCCCCGACCGAGACGCUCUACCCCGAAGGCCCGUGGACGGCGGAGCUCGCCGACACGCAGGCCAACUUCACCAACGGCAUCUUGGAGGGGGCACAGCUGAUGGUCGCGAUCGCGAUCAUCGGCAUCCUGGCGUCGCUCCUCUUGGGCGCCGCGGCGGUCGCCAGCGAAGUGGCGCGCAACGCCCGGACCAAGUCGUUGAUCGCCCGGCUGCACACGCUGGUGAUCGAGCGCUACGACGGGUACCGCAAUCAUCGGGUGGAGAUUCAGCCGUUUACCGACACUGCCGUUUACCGCACAAGCCUCGCGGCAGUUACAGGGUUCGUCUACCCAACUGGCCCGAACGGCUUGAAUCCGCCACAACCCGGCGGUCCCGGCGAUCCUCGGAUGCGCGCCUACGCACGUCUCGCAGGACUGCGCGAGCUCAUGAAGUUGGAGAUGCCCGAUCGCUGGAGCGACAUACUCAACGGUGCCGUGCAGAAUCCGCCGCAGAUCAUACCUCCUAGCUCGGGCCGUCCCGGCGUCGUGCUCCAGCGAGUCCCCGCUCUCUACGAGACCUACGCCAGGGCUUACAACCAAUUGGUUGGGCGUACCAACACGGUGACGGGACUACCCAACACCGACGACGACAUUCUCGCAAACGAAUCGGCCGAGUGCCUGUACCUGAUCAUUAUGAACGCCACGGGCGACGGCGAAGCGCGGGGUAUGUUCAAGCCCAACGACAUCGGCGACACCGAUGGCGACGGCGCGUUUGAGUUCCUCGACGGCUGGGGCAAGCCGAUCACGUUCCUCCGCUGGGCCCCCGGCUUCGACUCCGACGCGCAGCUGAGCUUCCGGUCUCUCGAGCGCACCGCGAGCAACCCCCGCCUGGGCCCGAACGUCGUCGCCGAACAGCUCCUCGAAGACCACGACCCGUUCGACCUCUUCCGCUUGGACCCGCCCGCCGGUUCCGGCUUGCUACGCGGCUGGCGGCUGACGCCGCUGAUCAUUUCGGGCGGCGGCGAUGAGGAGAUCGGCGUGCGAACCCUCAGCGGAGCUGACUACAUCGCGACGCUCAACCCUUAUGCCGACGUCUUGUUAGGUGAGGCGACGGACACCCCGAACGACGCUGCUCGGGACAUCGAAGCCGAGCUCGCCGGCGACGACAUCACCAACCACAACCUGCUGGUCGUGAUCGUCUUGGUGACGACGCUCGUCACCACGGUGAUCCCGAUCCUCUCGCCCGGCGGGGACAACAAGCGGAUCCGCGAGGCGUCGCGGAACCUCAACGCCUACCUGCAGGGCGCCCAGGCGCGGGCGAUCGAGACCGGCCGGCCGUUCGGCGUCGCCUUCCAACGCCUGUCGGCCGACACCGAGCGCGGCGCCGACAACGCCGUCUGCGUGCGGGCCGAGUACGUCGAGGUCCCGCCGCACUACUCGGGGAUGGAUAGCUCGUCGCUGGCGAGGGUCUGUAUCGACAGCAAUAGCCAGCAGUUGGCGCUGCAGUUCGUGCGUCUAGGAACGGUGAAUGCCCCCGGGACUGACAUGCUCCCCGCCGGUUACGACGUGGACCUCGUCCCUGAUCGCUUCUUGCGCCCGGGCGACACGGUCGUCGUCGGCAAGCACGCGUUCGUGCUCGGAGCGGCGACUGGUAAUUUCGCCGGUCGCGCCUACACGCCGAUCGACUCGACCAGCAGCGGCCAGGGCUACUUCAAUACGACCGGCAACUACACCUCAGCCAACUAUCCCGUCUUUAGCGUGACGAUCGCCGGCCCCGACUCGGCGAAUCUGAGCUUCCUCUACGACUCCGAGGGCGUCGCCGUCGGUCAGCAGCAGUUGCAGGCCAGCGGCUCAAGCUCCACCUUCUUCGCGACGGCGCCGACACCGUACCAAAUCCAGCGCCAGCCCGUCCCCGCGGGGGGCGAGCCGCUGGAGAUGCCCGGUAGCGUGGCUGUCGACUUGCAGGCGAGCGUGUUCACCUCCGGGUUGAGGGUCUUCCGCCCCAGCUACGCGUCGAUCGAUUCCGCCACCAACGACUUCGUCGCGAUGCGGAACCCGGUGAUGGUGUUGUUCUCCCCGCAAGGCAACAUCGAUCGCGUCUAUGGGUUGUUCGACAACGCCGGUCAGCCAAUGACGCCGCAGAACGUGACCAGCACGUUGGCCCUGUGCGUCGGCCGCCGCGAACUGAUCCCCCCCAAACAGACCGAAGGGGCCGCCGCCCUGACGGCGCCGAUGAAUCACAACGAGCCGAUCGACCUCGAGCGCGACAUCGUCGCCCGCAACCUCAGCGAAACCGAGGCCAAGGUUGUUAUGGACCAGUACAAUUGGUUGAACCUCGACAGCCGCUGGGUGCUCGUCGGCGGGCAGAGCGGGGCGGUCUCAACGAUCGCCACGAGCGGCGUCUACCCGGGCCCGCUAACGGCGACGGUGGAUCAGCAACUCGCUGCCGCCAUUGAGAACGCCUC